Molecule: messenger RNA, 610 nt
Organism: Trichogramma pretiosum
Lineage: Eukaryota; Metazoa; Arthropoda; Insecta; Hymenoptera; Trichogrammatidae
Exons: 3
Coding region: 25-570 (181 amino acids)
Source: RefSeq, a predicted model, not a curated record
GUCGCUCAUACGAAUCAACCAAAAAUGUUUCGAAAAGUUGUAUUUUUGAUCGUCAUUGGAUGCGCCAUUGUUUUGGCAAGUCCGAGUCCUAAAUUAGAUAGCGAUGAAAAGGUUGAACAUGCAGAAAAGCCAUCGCUGGGCCAAAGACUUUCGGGUUGGUGGCAGGAUUUCAAAGCCAGAACUAAAAAUUUGGGCGAAAAAGUGAAGAACAAGGUUGUCAAAAUUUACGAGAGAGUAUCCGGUAAAGAGGCCCAAAAAUCCCGAGAGCAAGUUAAAAAGCUCGAGGACGAUUUGAACAGAGUCGACCAACAAUACAAAGCUAUACUCGCGGAACAGGCCGCGAAAGUCGAAGCUUUGAGGGCCAAGCUCGAAGACGAUAACCAAAAGCUCGUCGCGGAAGUGAGACGACAACACGAGCGAGAGUUGGCUCAGAAGGAGAGAGAACUCGAGAAGACGCGCGACGAGAUACGUACAAAAGUCAACAGAAUCAUCGGAGAGUAUCAAGGCAUUUAUACCGCAGCUGAUAAAAUCGUACGCCAGAAAUAUCAACGACACUCGAGCAGAGUUUAAUUUACAGUGUGUAAUGCAUCGUUCAUGUACUUUAUUUGUA